Molecule: messenger RNA, 663 nt
Organism: Rotaria socialis
Lineage: Eukaryota; Metazoa; Rotifera; Eurotatoria; Philodinida; Philodinidae
Source: the annotation of a GenBank genome assembly
AUGCCAAAAACAAUUCUUGCACGCAAAAAAGCUAUGCAACCAGUUGGUUUCCGCGCUCAGUCCAUACUUAUCGAUGGUCGUGGUCACUUAAUUGGUCGUUUAGCAGCAACAGUAGCUAAAACAAUAUUGCAAGGUCAUAGUGUUGUUGUUGUACGAUGUGAAGGUCUCAACAUAAGUGGAUCGUUUUAUCGAAAUAAACUUAAAUAUUUGGAAUUUCUUCGUAAACGAUGUAACAUUAAUCCCGCACGUGGCCCAUUUCAUUUCCGUGCACCAUCAAAAAUCUUUACACGUAUUGUACGUGGAAUGGUACCACAUAAAACUGAACGUGGUAAACAAGCGUUAGUUCGUCUACGUGCAUUUGAAGGUAUUCCAACACCCUAUGAUAAAAAAAAACGUUUAGUUGUUCCAAGUGCAUUACGUACGUUACGUUUAAAACCCAGACGUCGUUUCACUGAACUUGGCCGCUUAUCAACUGAAGUCGGUUGGCAAUAUCAAACCGUUGUUGCAACAUUAGAAAAGAAACGAAAAAUCAAAGCUAAGCAUUAUCAUUUAAGACAAUGUGAAUUGAAAAAACUUAAAACAAGUGCUAAAGCAAAAUUAGCUUCAAAGCCACAAGUUGCUAAACAUCUUGCCGUACUUCAAAAAUAUGGUUAUCAACUCUAA